Molecule: messenger RNA, 3597 nt
Organism: Venturia canescens
Lineage: Eukaryota; Metazoa; Arthropoda; Insecta; Hymenoptera; Ichneumonidae
Gene: MKP-4
Product: MAPK Phosphatase 4
Exons: 2
Coding region: 285-1328 (347 amino acids)
Biological process (GO): protein dephosphorylation
Cellular component (GO): nucleus
Molecular function (GO): protein tyrosine/serine/threonine phosphatase activity
Source: RefSeq, a predicted model, not a curated record
ACGCGAGAGCUUCCCUUUCCACAUUUUGUAGUUUGCGACUUAAAAUACGAAUUUGCUUAGAGGGCAGUGACGUCACUUUUCAUGGGAAUCUCUAUAAGACAUUGAACUGGCUUAUUAGCUAUUCCCUGAUUGAAUCCAGAAUUCAGUGUGUUUAUCGAGCGAGAAUUUGGUCCACCGGUUCGUUAUUGACAGCACCACACGUCGUUCACACUCGUCUAGGAAAUUCAUCGCAGUUUUAAAAGAAAUAACAUCAUAGAAUCAAAGUUUCGAUUCAACAAAUUGAGAUGUCAAAGAAAGAAGUUGAGGAUUAUGAUGCUGGGCCAUCCAGCAGGGACGAGAUUCACCCGGGUCUAUUCCUGGGUAACUUGACAGCAGCGACAGAUGUGGAAUGGUUGAAAGAGGCAAAGAUAACGCAUAUAUUGACGGUAGAUUCGUGUCCAUUGCCCAGGAAAAUUCAGUUGUUGCCGAACUUGACAUUAAAGUACAUUCAAAUAACGGAUAUGCCAAGAGAAGAUUUUCUCACAUACUUUGAAGAUUCUUACCAGUUCAUAGAUUAUGCUCUGGCAGGUGGAGGUCGAGUGUUGGUGCACUGUUAUUUCGGAGUGUCAAGAUCAUCGACUCUGGUGAUAGCGUACACAAUGAAAAAGUACGAAAUGACAUUUUCAGUGGCUCAUGAUUUGGUGAAAUCAAAGAGACGUUUUGUCUCGCCGAACGCUGGAUUCAUGGCCCAAUUAAAACUGUACGAGGACAUGGGAUGCAGUAUCGACAACACGAACGUACAGUUCAAAAUGUACAGACUCCAAAUAGCUGCUGACAUGGUGAGGAAAGCAAGAAUACUGCCUGGAAGUUGCGUCGAUCUGAUAAAAGCUGAUCCAGCUUUAACGACCGUUCGUCCCGAGCCGACCGUUUAUCGUUGCAAAAAGUGUCGCCGUAUUGUUGCCAGUGCUAGCAAUGUGCUGCCUCAUUCACCACGAGAGAGACAAAUUUGGCGACACGUCAGCACCAAAAGACGCGACAAAUCACCCAAACCUGCCAAAAUAACUCUACCGGAAACUACUAAACCGGAGGAACACAAAGCAGACACUUCGGCAACUCCUGAACUUUGCAACAAAACCUAUUUCAUCGAACCACUCGCUUGGAUGCCCGAUAUCGUUCACAACCUCGAAGGCAAACUCAAUUGUCCUAAAUGUGAUGCUAAGCUCGGCUCCUUCAGCUGGAUUUCUGGUUGUCAGUGCCCUUGCGGCACCAAAAUCGCUCCCGCCUUUUAUCUCGUUCCUUCCAAAGUCGACUGGAGCAAUGCAGUGCAAAAUGUUCUCGUUACCGUUUAAUCAACGUUACAAAAUUGUACAUAUUUAUAGCUAUGCACGAGGUAGAGAUUGACCUUUGAGCGUUUUUGUUUCGAGGAUCCUCUUCCGUGCCAUUUUAUCUACUCGAGAAAACUCGAUUUUUUCAUGCUCCGCACAUUUUUUCUCCUCAUGCAAUCUCAAGGUUUUUAUUGAUCUGCGUAAACGGUUGUUCAGUCGUUAAAUAAGAUUCUCCAGCACAUCUCAAGAGGUUGUGAUUUUUUGAUACAACUUUAAGUAAUAGUCUGAGUGUACGAAAAAAAUCGGAGUGUCUAGAGGAGAUAAAAGUUGUUACAAAAAUUUAAAGAGGAAAAUAAUGUUAUCGAAUUCCAUAGAAUUUUGUUGAAUCUUUCAGCCGAGUUGAAAGUGUUUUGUUGGACAAUAAUGAAAAGAAUUAUUCCUCGAAAUUAUCAAAGAUUCAACCAUUUUUUUUCCAAGCAAAUAAUUUUAAAAAUUGGUCAUUCAAAUCGAACGAGCUCAAGGUCAAUUUUCGAUUGAAUUUAUCGAAAAACUCGCGUGCACGCAUUGUUGAUUCGCCGGACAACAGAAAUUCCCGAAUUGUGGUAAAAACGGCGCUCUGUGUGACGACGACGAGUGCAAAGUAUCCGAAUCAUUCUAGUCUUACAUAAACCUCACUCAAAGCUCCGCCAAUUUAUUGUUUUCCACAAAUUUUCGGAGGAGAAAAAUAAAAACAAUGAUCGAGCACUCGUUCACCGCAGCGCUGUAAUUACCUCAAAAAACACCUGCGAUAAAAAAGAACGAAAAAUAAAAUAACAAACGCAAUGGACCAUUUAAUUAAGACUACAAAAGUGAGAAUAUAUUCUAAUCGCGUGCCAAACACGUUGCUGAUUUGUCGUCGGUGACAUUUUUAAUAUAACACAUAAUACAAAUAAAUAAAUACGAAUAGAAUAAUAAUAAUUAUUAUUAUUCAAAGUAAAACAGAAACGAAGAAAAAUAUAAACAUUUUGCUGAUAAGCGAGCUUCCACUUUUCCUUCCGGAUAUUCAUUAUGUCUCGUUACAAAUUUGCUUAAAAAUGAAUAUAUUUAUACACUCACACUUAUAUAAUAAUAUUAUAUUAUAUUAUAUUAAUAUAAUAAUUACUGUCAUUAAUAUUGUCAUUAUUGUAUAAUAUAAUAAGUCUAUGUAUACACACGUACGUACUAGUUAGUACGAUUUAGCACCCUGCAAGCUACACUCUAAAUUCCCACGCGAUCUUUGACUCGAACACGCACGGUUUGUGCUUUUUAGCCAUUUUUUAGUACCCGAGUACUUUGUUGUUCACUUAUACACGUUGUUCGUUAUCAAAUAUCUUGUGUUACAUUAUUUUUAUGCAUUCUCUUAAAUUCGAAGUUUACCCUGUAUUUUGAUCCUUUGUAAAAAAAGUACGCUAUUUUAAGGACGUACGGAAGGUGCUCGCGACCGUUUGCUUUUAAAAUAUGGUUUCAUCGAAUCGCUGCAUAAUUCGAUUCCGUCAAUUUGGAAAGGUUUACCGAUACUUGAGUUCCGAUAAUGCUUAGAUCGCUGGCUCGUAAAUAGUUGACAGUGCAACCUCAAGUUUGGGGCCGGAUUUCGAGUUGGAAAGAAGAUUUUUCUUCAAAUUUGGAGGACACGCGUUCUAUUAUCGUCUGUCCCGGUCAAACGGUUGGAAAUAGAGCAAAAUUCCAGAGGACCAAUUUUGUAGGGAAUUAAAUUCCCUAUAAAAAAGUUUACGACGAUAAUUUUCGUUCUCCGAUAGAUUAAUUUCGAGAACGAAUUGAAACAAUGAGUCGAAAGUUGGCUCUACGGAGGACUCGAUAAAAUAAAAUUCUCGUGCUUUCGCUCUCGAGACUGAAGUACCACAAAAAGGAAAAACUAGCUAAAGUUCUCUGCAGAAAAUUUUAUUCACUCCGAGGUUGGUUCUACGGAAUUUCACUUCACUACCAACCACUUUUUGCGGCAAUAAACGAACUCAUAUUCUUCAACUCGGAUAAUCUAAUGAAGAAAAAAGCCGGGUAAAAGUUACGAAACUUUUUGACUCGGAAUUCAGUCUCUAACUCUCGUUCACGGUUUGCUUGCGCUGCGAUGCUCUGGAAAAAUACGAAUUUUAUGGAAGCAUCGAUUGUUUUUUGUCUGUUGAAUGAACAACGACAGAAAUGGAGUUUACAAAUGUUCUUUGUUCGCGAAUAACUGUUAUUAUUGUUUAUAGAAAUCGUUAUUACCAGUCGGCAAUAUUUGUUGUCUCAAUACAAAUGAAAUAUAUAAAAAUGACUGAAA